AUGCAGUUCCUUGGAACCACUCAGACCGCCAGUUAUUGUGGCCCCAGGAAAGCCUCUGGCUUUGGUGUGCUGCCUCCGGCUGUGCAGGCUCCUGUGGUCCAGGAAUGUUACCAGCCCUAUUACCUGCCUGGGUAUCGCUACCUCAACUCAUGGAGACCCAGCCUCCUCUGCAAGGUGUCUGAUGUCCAGACCUGCCCAGACGAGGGAACCACGUGCAGAAGCCCCCUGAGGCCGCCCACCAUCCUGCCCGUGCUCCACUCCACGCUCUUCUGUCGCUACAGCCCCCGUGACUGGGACCAGACCAACCAGCUGCAGAUCGGCGGGGCCGAGGCCUCGCGGCUGUGGGCUGGCCGGCUGAUGGGCGACUCCAUGCGGCUCAUGCAGGACAAGGACCAGCUGACACGCCAGAUGCAGGAGGGGACCUGCCGGAACCUGGGCCAGAGGCUCUCGGAUAUCAGCUUCUGGAAGUCUGAGCUGAGCUAUGAGCUGGAGAGGCUGCUGAACGAGAACCACGGCAUGGAGAAGGUCAAGAGGCGGUUGGAGUGCGCAGCCGAGGAGGUGAACUGUCCCCUGCAGGUGGCCCUCGAGUGUCUGUACCAUCGCGAGAAGAGGAUAGGGAUUGAUUUGGUCCAUGACAACGUGGAGAAAAACCUUAUCCGGGAAGUAGAUUUGCUCAAAUGUUGCCAAGAUCAGAUGAGAAAACUAGCUCAAAGAAUUGAUAUCCAGAUGCGGGAUAACCGAGAUUCUCAGCACGCCCUGGAGAGGGACCUCGAGGACAAAAGCACGGCCCAGUUUAUCGAUGAGAAGUGCUUCAACCUGAGGAACACGUCAGACUGCAUCAGCUUCUUCCACGGUGUGGAGAAAGUCGAUGGCACGAUCUCCGUGCCCGAGACCUGGACCAAGUUCAGUAACGACAACAUCAGGCACUCGCAGAACAUGAGGGCCAACUCCAUCCGGCUGCGGGAGGAGGCCGAGAACCUCUUUGAGACCCUGUCGGACCAGAUGUGGAAGCAGUUCACCAACACCAAUCUGGCCUUCAACGCCCGCGUCUCCGAGGUGACAGACGUGAAGAACAAGCUGCAGACGCAGCUGGCGAAGACUCUGCAGGAGAUUUUCCAGGCAGAGAACACCAUCAUGCUGCUGGAAAGGGCCAUCGCGGCCAAGGAGUGCCCGCUGAAGGUGGCGCAGACGAGGCUGGAGUGCCGGACCCGACGCCCCAACGUGGAGCUGUGCAGGGACAUCCCGCAUUUCAAGCUCGUGAACGAGGUGUUCACCAUCGACGACACCCUGCAGACCCUCAAGCUGAGGCUGCGGGAGACCCAGGACACGCUGCAGCUGCUGGUGAUGACCAAGUGCCGGCUGGAGCACGAGCUGGCCAUCAAGGCCAACACGCUCUGCAUCGACAAGGAGAAGUGCAUGGGCAUGCGCAAGGCCUUCCCCUGCACCCCACGCCUGGUGGGCCACACCUGAGCCGCCGCCCCCGGCCCCCAGCAUCCUGCUCCGCGCUGGUCCCUGAUGCAGCAUAAACUUGAAAAGGCAGAGAAACUAAAUAAAAGAAAGUGUCAUUUUCUCCCUUUCGUCCUAUCAUGAAAAAUAUAUAUAUAUAAAGAGCCAAAAUAAAUGUGCCCAAACCACA
Equus quagga is the source of this 1636-nucleotide messenger RNA. It is a transcript of the gene TEKT5, whose product is annotated as tektin 5. The transcript is spliced from 7 exons. Lineage: Eukaryota; Metazoa; Chordata; Mammalia; Perissodactyla; Equidae. Gene Ontology annotation, cellular component: sperm flagellum; nucleus; microtubule cytoskeleton. Bases 1 to 1470 code for a protein of 489 amino acids. Gene Ontology annotation, biological process: cilium assembly; cilium movement involved in cell motility. The record is from RefSeq and is a predicted model, not a curated record.